AUGGCGGAGUGGAUACCUGCAAUUGUAGCGACGGUGUUGUUCGUGGUUCUGACGCCGGGGUUGCUGUUUCAGGUUCCCGGCAACAAUAACUUUGUAGACUUUGGGAAAAUGGAGACGAGCGGAUACUCAAUCCUUCUUCACUCCUUCAUUUACUUCGGCCUCGUCGCGGUCUUCACCGUCGUCAUUCACUUUCCUGGCACUUAA
Brassica napus (rape) is the source of this 204-nucleotide messenger RNA. RefSeq lists its product as uncharacterized. Lineage: Eukaryota; Viridiplantae; Streptophyta; Magnoliopsida; Brassicales; Brassicaceae. The transcript has a single exon. Bases 1 to 204 code for a protein of 67 amino acids. The record is from RefSeq and is a predicted model, not a curated record.